GUUUGUAUAUUAAUGUGGUAAUAUUGUGUACUAUAAUAUGUGAUACCAUGUACAUAUAUGUAUCUAUGUUUGGGUGCAAGAAAAUUGUAUGUAUUUUAUGUAUAUACGGUUUCUCUACUUAUAUAUAUGUCGUAGUGUGAUUCCCAGUUAAUGUAGCAUUCUGGUAAUUUGGGAAUUCGGGGAAUUCCCUGCUUCUGCUUCACUCGUUGAUGUUGAGCAAAUGCACGGCAGCAGGGGCAGAGACGCUCUGCUGCUGAGUGAGGUCCGAUGGUAAGAUACCAAGAGUCUUGAGUAAGACAGAGAUGGCUGCAUACGCUCAACUUGAGUGAGUUUAUGUCGUGAGCGCUUAUGCUGAGUCAGUUGAACUUGGGUAUUCGAACCGAUCGGAACUCACUGUGUAACUGCAAGAAUCUAUAACAGUGUCAGCAUGAAUAACAUACCCUUGCCGCCGACCGACAUACCCCUGCCCCCGACAUCAGAAGUGGGAUCUGCUUUGCCUACUGCACAUGCCACCGAUCCGUAUUUGUCAGCGUUGGAGCUACAAAACCGCAACCUACUGGAAAUCAUCAAAAACAUGCAGACAUCAAGGGCACCGCCAGCCGAUGGAAAAGCAUCAUAUGUGACUCUUCCAAAAUUCUAUCCUGACAUCGCUGGAGCGGAUGCUUCCUCUUGGUGUUCAACAGUUGAUCUAAUUUUGGCGGAUAACGUGCUCGAGGGUAGCAACCUGGUGAUCGCCCUAAGCAAGGCACUAGAAGGCUGCGCAUCACAGUGGCUUUCCCAAAUUUGUUUUGCCGGCAUCACUUGGGAGCAGUUCAAGGAGCUGUUUAUACAACGCUUUGUUGGAAUUGAGACUCCUGCCGCCAUGCUAUUAAAUGUUCUGAAUGGUCGACCAAAGCCGGAGGAGGGCUUCGCCGAAUACGGCAGCCGUAUUGUGACGCUACUUAUGUCAAAAUGGAAAACCAAGGAUUUGGAAGAAAUAGCGGUAUCCGUGACUCUGGCUCACAUGGCGCAAAUAGACAACAAGUUGACGCGCUGGGUUUUUACAAACAACGUGAAAACUCGCAAUGAGCUACAACAACAAUUACGCGCACACUCUUUCAAAAAGCGCAGUAUGGACGACGAUUCAACAGGCUCGGAGCGCAAGAAGUUCAAGUUUCCGACACCGAUGAAAUGCAAUUAUUGUGGAAAGGCUGGCCAUAAAUACGCCGAAUGUCGUGCUCGCUUGGAGAAGGGCCAGAGCAAAGGCAAAAUCUACAGCGGCAGCAACAUGACUGGACCGAAGGAUCGCUCAAGUGUUAAGUGCUUUAAGUGUGACGAAAUAGGACAUUUUGCAUCUGCUUGUCCAAAAGGCCGAACGUAUGAGAAGCGGGUAGAUAUCUGCACAGUAGCUCCACCAUCUGGAAUAAUAAGGGCAUCCGGUGAGUCUAUUCCAUUUUGCUUUGAUUCGGGUGCUGAAUGCUCUUUAGUGAAGGAAUGCGCCGUGGAUAAAUUUAAGGGAAAAAGAAUAAAUAACAUUGUAAAACUUAACGGUAUAGGUAAUGAUGCCAUUUGUAGUACUCAGCAAGUAUUAUGUAAUAUAAAUAUUGAACAAUACUGCUUUGAAAUUUUGUUACACGUAAUUAUGGAUAAAUAUCUGAAAUACGACGUGUUGGUUGGUCGUGAAAUCCUUAGCCAGGGCUUUGGAGUAACAAUAGAUGCCGAUAAAUUCCAAAUUUAUAAAACAAAAAGGGUAGAUGUUUUGAAUGUAACUGAUUACAGAGAUAUUAUAAAUGCUGAUAUUGAUUUAGUCGAAUCCGAUAAAAUGGCCUUAACAAAUAUCCUAAAGUGUUACUCUGAUUGGUUUAUCAGCGGUAUUCCAAAAACUCGAGUCUCAACAGGGCAGUUAGAAAUUAAUUUAAUAGAUCCACUAAAGACAGUGCAACGACGUCCUUACAGGCUAAGCGAGGAAGAAAAAAACCAUGUGCGCUGUAAAAUUGAUGAAUUAUUGAAAGCAAAUAUUAUUCGUCCAAGUUGCUCACCUUUCGCCAGCCCUAUGAUGUUGGUAAAGAAGAAAAACGGCACUGAUCGUCUUUGUGUGGACAAUAGGAUAUUAAAUGAGAAUACCGUUGCUGAUAGGUAUCCGUUGCCCCUUAUCGCAGACCAGAUUGCCAGGCUUCGCGGUGCCAAAUAUUUUUCGUGUUUAGAUAUGGCUAGUGGUUUCUAUCAAAUUCCAGUACAUGAAAAUUCAAUAGAGCGAACCGCGUUUGUAACGCCAGAAGGGCAGUACGAGUUUUUGACCAUGCACCUUCUGUGUUCCAGAGGGCCAUAAUAAGAGCAUUAGGAACUCUAGCACACACAUAUGCUAUCGUUUAUAUUGAUGAUGUGUUGGUUAUAGCCGAAACCAAAGA
Drosophila eugracilis is the source of this 2387-nucleotide messenger RNA. RefSeq lists its product as uncharacterized. Lineage: Eukaryota; Metazoa; Arthropoda; Insecta; Diptera; Drosophilidae. The record is from RefSeq and is a predicted model, not a curated record. The coding region runs from base 428 to 2308 and encodes 626 amino acids. The transcript has a single exon. Gene Ontology annotation, molecular function: zinc ion binding; nucleic acid binding.